Messenger RNA from Gadus morhua (Atlantic cod), 1943 nucleotides. Its product is annotated as G-protein coupled receptor family C group 5 member D. The transcript is spliced from 4 exons. NCBI's taxonomy places the organism in Eukaryota, Metazoa, Chordata, Actinopteri, Gadiformes, Gadidae. Gene Ontology annotation, cellular component: intracellular membrane-bounded organelle; signaling receptor complex; plasma membrane. Gene Ontology annotation, molecular function: protein kinase activator activity; G protein-coupled receptor activity. Gene Ontology annotation, biological process: G protein-coupled receptor signaling pathway. The record is from RefSeq and is a predicted model, not a curated record. Bases 223 to 1533 code for a protein of 436 amino acids.
GCGCGCGCGCGCGCGUGUGUGUGUAUGUGUGUGUCAGUUGCACAGGAACAUCCUCUGGUGAGGUGAGCUUGAAGAUUCAACACUCCUCAGAGACAUACAAACUUCAUCUAACGCCCCGAGCACCCGAGUUCCAACAGCAGGGAUUCACAGACCAGAGACUCAGUCCAGGACACACACCUCAGAAGGAGGCUUUAACCCCCGCAGGGAUACAGCCCAAACAGGAUGACAUUUUCAUCUUGGAAGCCCCCAUCCCCUCCACUCCUCCUCCUCCUCCUCUUCCUGAGCCAGUGGAACAGCACCACCUCAAACCCCCCCACCACCAUCGCCUCAAACACCACCUCCUCCCCCGCCGACACCAUCGUCAUCAACGCCACCCUCGAGGAGGCGGUGUGGGGCUGCGGUGCGGGGCUCGACCCGGCCUACCGCUACCUGUGCGACCGCCAUGCCGUGUGGGGCGUGGUGCUGGAGGCCCUGGCCUCCCUGGGCUUCCUGCUGAGCGCCGGCCUCCUGCUGGGCCUGCUCCUCUGGGCGCUGUGCACCUGCCGCCGCCGCACCAAGGGCAGCGGCCUGGGCGGCACGCUGGCCGCAAUGACCCUCUUCCUGAUGGCCACCGCCGGCCUCUUCGCCCUCACCUUCGCCUUCAUCGUCCGCCUCGGGCCCCGGACCUGCCCCGUGCGGCUCUUCCUGUUCGGCGUGCUGUUCGCCUUGGCGUUCGGCUGCCUGCUGGCCCGCGCCAUGGCCCUGCUGGGCUUCGCGGCGGCCCGGGGCUGGGGGGAGCCGGCGUUGGCCCUGGGGCUCUUCACGGUGCAGGUGGUGAUCGGGACGGAGUGGCUGCUGGUGGUCCUGGUCAGGGACGGGUUGCCCUGCGAGUACAGCCAGGAGGAGUUUGUGAUGCUGCAGAUCUACGUGCUGUGUCUCCUGGCCGCGGCGCUGCUGCUGUCGCUCCACGCCGUCUGCCGCUCGUGCCGCUCCUACGGUUACACGGGCGGGAACGGCCGCUGGCAAGGCCGGAACGCGGCGGCCAUGCUGUUCCUCACCGUGCUGCUCUCCGCCGCCAUCUGGGUGGUCUGGAUCGUCAUGGUGACCUGGGGGAACGGCAGGAUAGGCCGGCGGCCGCGGUGGGACGACCCGGUGCUGAGCGUGGUGUUGGUGGCCAACGGCUGGGUGUUUCUGAUGGGCCACGGGCUGACCCGGGUCACCCUGUUCUGCCAGGAGGAGGCUCAGGCCAAGGAGGGUCCGCUGAGCUUCGCGGGCUGGACCAGCCCCAACGCGGAGAUCCCGGGGCUGAGCAGCGUGAAGGAAGGCCGGGAGAACGGCAGCUUCGAGAACGACGUCGGCACUGGGAAAGGGAGGAGACAAGGGAGGGGAGCCGGGAAGGGACCGGUGAGGGAGCCGACGUUGAAGUCCCCAUACGAGUCAGGCUUCUCCAUGUCGGAAAUAGAUCCGGAGAGAGACUACACCAUCCCUCGACCUCAGACCACCAACACCAGCCAGCCGUAUGACCAGUACUACACACAUAGCUUCAACAACUAAGGCUGACUUUGUCUCUGUCUCUCUCUCACGCCCUCUUUCUCUCUCCCUCCCUCACACUCUCUCUCUCUCUUUCUGCUGCUCUCAUCACUCUAUAUAUAUAUUUAUUCCCAACAGACUUUUAAUUCAAACUCACAAUCUGGAUGUUUUGGGGGAUGGGGGUUCAUUGGCUGAAAACGAACUCCAGAUGAAACUGCUGGAAACCGGUGGUACGAGUGGAGAAAACGGACGAUGACAAGAGGGAGAAGACCGAAGAGAGGAGACGGUGACACAGACUGUGUCACAGAGGAAGAGGAGACUACUCAUGUACAUAUUUAUAUUCUCGACUUGUUACAAUGCUGGCACGUACAAUGCAAACAUUCUACACUCUGAAAGUAUUUCUAAUCAUCUUUAAUAAAAGUGCGAUGACUUUC